AUGGCGCAAGGGAGCUCACCCGCUGCUCUUCAGCGAGGUGAGGAUGGUCCGAAAUACGAUCUCACAACACUUGCGAAUCCUAUCCGACCUACCAGCGGACCUCAUGUCCCGAUGUUUAAUCUGGAACUGGUUUAUGACGUCUUCAAAGAUACCCCUUGGGGAAAUCAACAUAGCGAAGCAGUGGGGGAGCAGAAUCCCACCGAGAGUCGCCAAAACGACAAAACUGCUCAGUAUAGAGCCUUGAAACAAACAAAGAGAAACCCUCUUGGACCGCGAGCUGGCUUGGGAGUCUCCAAGACACCCCGCCUGCUCAAGCAGCCUGCCAUACAACUCAGGCGAUCUAAGAACCUUCAGGGGAAGAACCCGAUCGAUCUCGUUGCUAGAGGAGCCACUCCGACGCCCAGUAGCCCAAGCGACCCGGCGCCUUACUAUGAUGUUGCUCGCGCACCCAAUCUCAGCAGGCCUAUUCCCGACUUUGACCCAGCUUUGAUUUCUACUUGCCCUAAGCCGCUAUCACCUUCAGAGAUGUUAGAUGGAGAGAAAUACUUCCUCUAUCAGAUGGCCACAGCUCGCCAUCUGGCCUUCAACGGAGUUUCAGGCCCAUACCAGAUUGGCCACUGCUUGUGUGAUGUCCAUAAGGCAACCGGGAAUCUAGUCAAGUUUGCACGUGCCUGCACCGCUCCAAAUGGCGAAAGAUACUGGCGUCAUCUCAUGACAAAUGCGUCUAUAAAGGCUCAAGAUGGGUCCAGAAUGGCAGGCAAACCAGUUGCGCUCUCAAACGGGGCCCUGAUUUGGAUGGAAGAUGAGAGAGGCAAGGCCAUAGCCCCUGAAUGGACAUUCAACGAGCCCCAAUUCUUACCUGGAUCUUCUGAUGAUCAAGAAAUGGGAGGGCAUCCGAAGCAAGCUGAGCAGGAGACCAACCCAAUCCAUCCUGGACUCAAGACUACUAGCAAAGAUCCCUUUUGGUGGUGA
Molecule: messenger RNA, 972 nt
Organism: Fusarium musae
Lineage: Eukaryota; Fungi; Ascomycota; Sordariomycetes; Hypocreales; Nectriaceae
Exons: 1
Coding region: 1-972 (323 amino acids)
Source: RefSeq, a predicted model, not a curated record